GUCGCCUGGGGGAGGGGGUGUUUAGUAAUAGGGAACAGUGAUCACCCCCUCUCCGAAGGGGAAGAAGGGUGGGUGGAAGAGAAAACGCCCUAAACCACUCACGCCCUAAAGGUCUUGUGGGAUUCUCAAAGGGAGUGGGGCUCGUACCUGAAUUCCCCGUCUGUUUUCUUUACGCGUAGCUCAACGGGGCUGUUCGAUCGAUGCAGCUCAAGGCAUAUCCUUCCUCGUAGCUUCAGGCGUCGUUCCUUGCUCGUAGCUCGAGUUUUUCCAUGCGUGCGGCUCAAGCCCAGCCCCUGUGUUUUCAUCACUUCGGUGAUCGAACGCUGUUUGUGCUGUGUGGGUAGCCUCGCGCAGAGUGGCGGCGGACCCUGUAGCGGAUAUGAUGGCGCGGGCCGAGGCAGAGUCGCUUGCUCAACCAUCUGGCCGCGUGCACCAGCCCCUGCCCCUCUCCCUCGUCAUCGGAGGGCGCCCACCACCUGUAGGCCGGGCCGAUCCUGGGCCCAGGACUGGUGCAUCGGCCUUCCUUGCCAGGCUGGUGGGGGGCGUACACACCGAUACGUGGCCAGGGAUGGGCCUGGCCAGGGUCGGUGCACGUGUAUUCCUCGGUCGUUGAGAGAAAGUCGGUGUUUUGAAUGGCGCCUUCUUCUUUCAGGGAUCGAGUGGUUUUCCCUCUUCCUUCCGUCUUCAGGGGGCGGGCGGAGAUCCAGCUUUUUUCGGCGUGCACGUCGUGUUCGUCGACUCCCCACUGCUCCCUUGGCACGGCCGGGGGGCCCAGGACUGGUCAGGUCCUGGCCUGGCCCUCCCUGGCCCCCCGACCAUCGGUGGCACGUGGCAGCGUUAAAUGGAACAAGCAGCAGCUUUUCCGGACGGAUGGGCGUGACUGGGGUGCCCUUGUCCCCACCCCUCCCCGCCUGCGGCCGAGGCAGAGCACCAGCAGGGCGCAGCCUCUCCGCGCCAAGUCCUCCGACUGCCUCUGCCAGUGACUGCGGAGGCCCCCCGCCAAUCGCCCGGCUCGUCGCCGAGCGAGGCGCCCGCGCGAUCGCCUCGCGGCUGCGCCAGCACCCGCACGGUGCUCCCUCGCUCCUCUCUGGGGAGGGCACUCGCGCGGUCUGGAAGGUGCGGCUUCUGGUGACUCGCGGUGUGAUUCGCCGGUGCAGCGGAGUGAAGGCGCAGAGGCGCCCCGCCCCCCCCUCUGCUCUUUCAUUCUUCCACAUCUCCGGGGGGGGGUCACCACCCACCAACCCACCCCAACCCAACCCGAAGGCCCCGAUUUGCCC
Messenger RNA from Prorocentrum cordatum, 1277 nucleotides. The record is from the annotation of a GenBank genome assembly. NCBI's taxonomy places the organism in Eukaryota, Dinophyceae, Prorocentrales, Prorocentraceae.